Messenger RNA from Saccharomyces mikatae IFO 1815, 4293 nucleotides. It is a transcript of the gene SRB8, whose product is annotated as Srb8p. The transcript has a single exon. Gene Ontology annotation, cellular component: mediator complex. NCBI's taxonomy places the organism in Eukaryota, Fungi, Ascomycota, Saccharomycetes, Saccharomycetales, Saccharomycetaceae. The coding region runs from base 1 to 4293 and encodes 1430 amino acids. Gene Ontology annotation, molecular function: transcription coregulator activity. The record is from RefSeq and is a predicted model, not a curated record. Gene Ontology annotation, biological process: regulation of transcription by RNA polymerase II.
AUGAAUAACGGUUCUGGUAGGUACCUACUGACACCCCCAGAUGAUCUAUACCCUUAUGUGACAAGUUCAAAACCUCAGGAACAAGUAUACCCUGAUUUCAAGCCUUGGGAACACACUGCUGCGGAAGAUCAAAUUCUAGUGAACUUUGUGGCUAAGGGCUUUUAUCACACGCCAAUGGUUAACUUCGAGUCCAUAUCGGCUAGGUCAUCUGUUCAUGAGUCGUUGGUUAUCCAAUCUAACCUUCUCUCCCAACAAUUCGACAAAAUUAUCCAAAUUAGAGAAGACCACAUCAAUAAAAUCCCCUCUCAUUCCACUACGACGCUACAUGGGCCUGGAUUCCAGUUACCUAACAGAAUUACGCUUACUGAUCACAGAAAGGAAACGUGGUUGUAUGAAUUGAGCUCAUCACAGGCCUCGCUGAUCAAGAUUGGUAAAUUUAUUCCUCAUGGUUUGAAAAGAAGACAAGUCAUCGAACAGUGCUAUUUAAAGUUUAUACCGUUAAAAAGGGCAAUUUGGUUGAUAAAAUGCUGUUAUUUUAUUGAAUGGAAAUCAAAUCACAAGAAGAAGAGGACAAGUGCUCCCGGGGCGAACGAUGUCAUUUCUAUGCAUCUGCUAAAGGACUGGACGGAUACUUUUGUUUACAUUCUGGAAAAGCUUAUUUUUGAUAUGAAAAACCAUUACAAUGAUUCUCAGCAAUUGCGUGUGUGGAAGAGACAAAUUUCUUAUUUCUUAAAACUUUUGGGAAACUGCUACUCAUUGAAAUUAAUAAAUAAGGAAAUUUUUCAUCAUUGGCUCGUAGAGUUUAUAAACAAGAUGGAGAACUUCGAAUUUCUGCCCUUAUCUCUACACAUUCUAAUGAUAUUUUGGAAUGAUAUCUGCCAAAUCGACACAAGUGCUCCUAUUGCUUUAACAGCAACAAAAAAUCAAAAAGAGCCCUUCUUUUUGGUGACCAAAAUCACGGAUAUGUUACUGCAUAAAUACUAUAUUGUUUCCAGCAGUAAGUCAAUGAUUAAUGACGAGAACUACAUCAUUAAUGACAUAAAAAAAAACAACAAAAUCAAGCAAAAUAUCCUGAAAAUCCUAUCCGGUUUGAUUUUGAAAAUUUUUCAGGAGCAAUCUUUAGAGGUGUUUAUAUUCCCAACAUCAAAUUGGGAAAUUUAUAAGCCACUACUUUUUGAAAUAGUGUCAAAUGCUGAAACCACUUCAAAUUCUGAAAUGAAAAAGAAAUUAGAAUUAAUCAGUUACAGGAACGAAUCAUUGAAAAAUAACUCUUCUAUACGAAAAAUCACAACGUCUGCCAAUACUGCAAACGAUUUUCAACUAACAAUCUCCACUUGCAAACAGUUUUCAAAACUAUCUUGCAUUCAGUUGAAUUGCAUAGAUACACAGUUCACUAGACUACUAGACGAUAACCCCACAGAAUUCGAUUGGCCCACUUACAUUGACCAAAAUCCUCUCACAAUGAACAAAAUAAUCCAAUUAAUUAUCUGGUCAAUACAUCCAUCGAGACAAUUUGAUCACUAUGAAUCGAAUCAACUGGUGGCGAAAUUACUACUGUUACGAAUAAACUCUACAGAUGAGGAUCUGCACGAAUUUCAAAUUGAGGAUGCCAUUUGGUCACUGGUUUUCCAGCUAGCGAAGAAUUUUUCAGUCCAAAAGAGGGUCGUAUCCUAUAUGAUGCCCUCGUUAUAUCGCUUACUUAAUAUACUAAUCACCUAUGGCAUCAUCAAAGUUCCUACAUAUAUCAGAAAGUUGAUUAGUUCCGGUUUGCUUUAUCUUCAGGAUUCCAAUGAUAAGUUUGUACAUGUCCAGUUGUUGAUAAACUUGAAAAUCUCACCCUUGAUGAAAAGUCAGUACAAUAUGGUAUUAAGAAACGUUAUGGAGUAUGACGUUAAAUUCUAUGAAAUUUUCAAUUUUGAUCAGCUCGUGGAAAUCACAGAGCAAAUCAAAACACGAAUACUAUCCAAUGAUGUAAUCGAUUUGAAAUUAACGAAGACCCCCUUAAGCAUUAAGAUUAUGGUUGCAGAAUGGUACUUAUCACAUUUAUGUUCCGGCAUCCUAUCCAGUGUAAAUCGUACAGUGCUGCUAAAGGUAUUCAAAAUAUUUUGUACCGAUCUGGAGGUCUUCCACCACUUUUUUAAAUGGAUUGAAUUUAUUGUUUAUCAUCAACUACUAAGUGAUAUAGAAUCUCUGGAGGCAUUAAUGGACAUCUUACUAUGCUACCAAAAAUUGUUCUCACAGUUCAUUAAUGACCAUAUACUUUUCACUAAGACCUUUAUCUUUAUUUAUAAGAAAGUAUUGAGAGAAAAGGAUGUAUCUGCCUACAAUGUGACUUCAUUCAUGCCGUUCUGGAAGUUUUUCAUGAAGAACUUCCCAUUCGUUUUAAAAGUUGACAACGAUUUAAGAAUUGAUUUACAAUCUGUUUACAAUGAUGAGAAAUUGAAAACUGAGAAAUUGAAAAAUGAUAAAUCAGAAGUCUUGAAGGUGUAUUCCAUGAUUAACAACUCAAAUCAUACUAUUGGACAGUCUUGGAAUUUCCCCGAGGUAUUUCAGAUAAAUAUCAGAUUUUUACUACACAACUCCAAGAUUCUUGAUGAUACUACGAGCAAACAAUUCCAGAAGGCACGAAAUAACGUUAUGCUUUUGAUUGGAACUAAUUUGAAGGAGUACAAUAAGUUCAUGUCAAUUUUCUUAAAAAGGAAAGAUUUUACUAAUGGAAAUUUAAUUCAGUUAAUCUCACUAAAGCUUUUAACCUUUGAAGUGACUCAGAGUGUUUUGGGGCUUGAGUAUACUAUUCAAUUGUUACCCUUGAACUUGAAAAAUAAUGAUGGCUCCUACGGACUGUUCUUGAAAUAUCACAAAGAACAAUUCAUAAAGUCAAAUUUUGAGAAGAUUUUACUUACGUGUUAUGACUUGGAUAAGAGAAAUCGUGGAAACAGAUGCGAAAUCAACUAUUAUGAAAUUUUAUUGAAAAUUUUGAUAACCUACGGCUCGUCUCCGACACUACUUGCAACAUCUACGAAGAUUAUUAUACUGUUGUUGAAUGAUAACGUUGAAAACUCAUCUCAUAUUUUAGAGGAUAUUUUAUACUAUUCAAUCUGUCCGUCGACAACCGAUCUUAAUGAUAUACCACUCGGCAGCGGACAAACAGACAAUGGUAAUACUCUUGCUAAUGAUGAAGACAGUGAAGACGACGAUCACACAGUUGACGAAAUAGAUCGAGUAGAGUAUUACAGCAUGAUGGAUUUUGCCAAUCUCUGGAUUUUCCAAGCGUUUACCUGUUUCUGCAUCGAAAAAAUCGUAAGGAACAAUGACUCAGCAAUGAUAAUCGAAGACCUGAAAACUUUCAUCUUCCAGAUUAUCGAAAUAACGAAUUCUAAUGAUUUAUGUUCAGAAGUAUUUGACCAGCUGAAGGAUAUGCAAGUUAUUGAAAUGUUAACUCGUAUCGUGGAGAAAGAUUUUUGCACCACUUGUUUGCAAAACAACAAUCAGAAGAUGAAUGAUAAGUAUAUCGUUAUGGUAAUCGAAAUUAUGGCGUCGUUGUCCAAGAAGUUUCAGAGGGAAACUUCUGGUAUGAUUGUCAUUUCCACCGAAAACUGUGAUUUACUAAUAAAGAUUAUAAAGCAAUUAAGUGAACUGAAUGAAGUAAAUUUAUCAAAGAGAGAAAUCCAAAUAGACGCCGUCAUGAAAAUGUUCACUUUCCAUCAAGAUUCUAUUUUCAAGUAUAUUAUCGCUGAUUUAACCACUAAUAAGUCCACAAUUCCAUUCAUUGAUAGCAUGUGCAAAUUGUUCGAUAAGAUUUCUUUUAAUUUGAGAUUGAAGCUGUUUUUGUAUGAAAUAUUGUCUUCAUUGAAAUCGUUUGCUAUCUAUUCGUCAACAAUCGAUACCCCAGCAUUCCACAUGAAUACUAAGAUUGAACUACCGAAAAAGUUGCUCAACUUGCCACCGUUCCAAGUGUCCUCUUUUGUUAAGGAGACUAAACUUCAUAUCGCGGACAAUGAGGAAGAAGGAGGUGAAGAUGAUGCAGGGCAAGCAGAACCUUCUAGUUUGGAGUUAGGCAUCGGUAUAGUUGAAACAACACAUGAAAGCGAACAGAAAUGGCUAAUUUACGACAAGAAAGAUCACAAAUAUGUCUGUACAUUUUCCAUGGAGCCGUACCACUUAAUUUCUAACUAUAAUACAAAAUAUACAGAUGAUAUGGCUGCUAGCGGGAACAAUACAGUAGCAUUCAACGAUUCAUGUGUAAACCUGAGCCUUUUUGAUGCUCGGUUCGAGAGGAAAAAUCCACACUGA